CUCCGCGCCGAUAACCCCACGCUCUGGUUGCGAAAGCCGCGGCGUUGCUCCUUUGCCCCGGUCCCUCCUCCUGCCCCGGGGAGGCGGAAGCCGGGGCGGGGCCCGGCGGCGGUGCCGGUACCGAUACCAGCGGCGGCAUGGGGUGGGCUCUGCUGGGCGUCGGGCUCUUCCUGGCCCUCUACACGCUGAUCCGCCAUGGGCUGCGCCGCGCCCCGCCGCCCCGAGCCCGCCCCGCGCUCCACGGCCGCACCGCCAUCGUCACCGGGGGAAGCGGCGGCAUCGGAGCGGCCACGGCGCUGGAGCUGGCCCGGUGCGGGGCCCGCGUCAUCCUGGCGACCCGCAGCGCCCUGCGGGGGGAGGCCGCUGCCCGCCGCAUCCGAAUGGAGACCGGAAACUCAGAGGUGCAGUUCAUGCAGCUGGACCUGUCCAGCCUGCAGUCAGUGCGAGCCUUCGCCAGCGCCUUUCUGCGCCAGGAGCCCCACCUGCACCUCCUCAUCAACAACGCGGGGGUGAGCGUCGGGGGCACAACAGAGGACGGCUUCAGCCUUCCCUUCCAGGUGAACCACCUGGGCCAUUUCCUGCUCACUCAGCUGCUGCUGGAGCGGCUGCAGAGCUGCGCUCCCAGUCGCAUCGUCAUAGUCGCCUCCAGCGCCCACUGCGCCGGCCGCCUGCGCCUCGAUGCUCUGGGCCACCCACCUCCUGGGCUGUGGCCCACCUUCCAGGACUACUGUGACAGCAAACUGGCCAAUGUGCUGCACGCCCGUGAGCUGGCCACGCGGCUGCAGGGAACCCAGGUGACAUGCUACGCUGUGCACCCAGGGUUCGUCAACACAGAGCUGUUCCGCCACGCACCGCUCUGGCUGAAACCAUUCCUCAUCCCACUGGCCUGGCUCUUCUUCUGUGAUGCGGCUGAGGGUGCCAGGACCUCCCUGCACUGUGCCACGUAUGAGGGUCUUGAGUGCUUCAGUGGACGAUACUUCACUGACUGUCACCUGCAGGAGCCGUGGCCACCAGCCCACAAUGACCAGCUGGCCCUGGCACUCUGGGAAGCCAGCGAGAGGCUGGUAGGACUCAGGGAGAAAACAGAGAGCCCCUCGCGGGGCCCUGCAGCUUUUGUGCAAUAAAAGUGAUGGUGGGGAAAGGGAGGGAGCCACUGUCAGCUCCUACAAAGUCUGUAGUGCGCACAGUCCCCCUCGCACCCUCUUCCCCUUGUACACUACAAUACACACGCACCCUGCAGACACUGCAGUACACACACGCCCCCUCGUCUUGCAAAUGCCUGCAGACACGGCAAUGAACACACAGCCCCCUCAUCUUGAAUACGCCUGCACACACUGCGAUGCACACAGAGCCUCCUCUCGCACAUGCCUGCACACACUGCGAUGCACACACUGCGAUGCACACACUGCGAUGCACACAGAGCCUCCUCUCGCAC
Molecule: messenger RNA, 1435 nt
Organism: Pogoniulus pusillus (Red-fronted tinkerbird)
Lineage: Eukaryota; Metazoa; Chordata; Aves; Piciformes; Lybiidae
Gene: DHRS13
Product: dehydrogenase/reductase 13
Exons: 5
Coding region: 138-1124 (328 amino acids)
Source: RefSeq, a predicted model, not a curated record